Synchiropus splendidus (mandarinfish) is the source of this 4734-nucleotide messenger RNA. RefSeq names its product ST14 transmembrane serine protease matriptase (gene st14). The transcript has 25 exons. Gene Ontology annotation, cellular component: extracellular region. The record is from RefSeq and is a predicted model, not a curated record. Gene Ontology annotation, biological process: acrosome reaction; proteolysis; complement activation. Bases 1471 to 3750 code for a protein of 759 amino acids. NCBI's taxonomy places the organism in Eukaryota, Metazoa, Chordata, Actinopteri, Syngnathiformes, Callionymidae. Gene Ontology annotation, molecular function: protein binding; serine-type endopeptidase activity.
UCCGGCGGGAAGUCGUGCGCGCUGUGGCUCUUGAUGUGUCUCUGCAUGGCCACCAGGCUGCUGCAGAACUCGGAGCAGACCGUGCACUGGUACGGCGAGGCCCCGCCGUGGGUCCUCAGGUGUUUGAUCAUGGCGGAGUAGUCUCGAGACCGCUGACCGCAGAGACGGCACUCGAAGGGCUUCUCACCUGCAGGAGCCAAGGAGCUAAAAGACUCAAACAACUCCGGCGUCAGUCACUUCCGUCACCGGCUCAGUGACACCGGAAGCGAAAAGGCUAAACUCGACGAAAGUGACGCUUUCACGAUUUCUGUGGAGCGAGUCCAGGUUCCUGCGGCACUGCUCCAGAAGCUGCGGCAUCUCCAGGUGAUGGGCAGCUCUCAGCAAGAGGCGGAGGUCGCCCAUCGACACCUCCACCGCCUGGCUGUAGGUGAAGUCCAGCACUUGCUGAAAGGUUUCCUUGCUCGCCACGAAUGGACAUUCACCUCAGCUAUCAGGAGAAGGACAGUAGGAGGACGUCAGAGAUCAACAGACCAACACCACUUUUCUAUAUAUCAUGACAUAUAUAGACUAACAGGACUGCAGUCAGAGAGAGACAAUCAGGAGAAGAUGGUCAGGCGCAGCAGUUGACCUGGGAUAACCCUGGGGCCGGGUCACCUCCGGGCCGAUGUCCUGACAACACGCCGGAGCAGCAAUGACACCGUUUCUCUGAGGGAAAGUAAUAAGAGAGAAGAAUCCGAGGAGGCGCAGGUGCGAGGGAUCCAGACGUCCUCCCGCCGACCUGACCUGACGUCAUCUCACGGCAUUCCCAGACUUCUGGAGCGAUGCUAUCUGUCCAGCCCAUGUUGUCUCUACUCAUGCCACAUCGUAGCUGUGCAACACGCUUGAGGAGCAGACAGAGAAAUGUGUUUUUCAUUCUCCAACAUGACUGAGGUCAGGCUUGAUCCUGUUGCCUUGCUCUUCCUCAGACGAUGGGAGAAGAUGACGGCUUCUACAGCUAGACUGAUGCUAUCUCCUCUGAGAUCCAGAUGAAGGUUGAACCACUGACCUGUCAAUGUGACCACAGCUGAGUGGAAGUUGAUGGAUCGACCAAGGUCCCGAUCAAGAUAAAGGCUCCGCCUCCAAAUCAAUAAACACCUGCUACAGACGACUGAACAUGAAGGCCACUUCACUCGGCUGUAACAGAGGGACCUGGUCUGCUAUCAUCCUGCUGUCCAACCUUCAUCGCCCCCCCAGUCACACCGAGCCUCUCCAAAGGGCCGCGGUGGAAACCACGAGCGGAUCGACUUCUUAACCAGCAAAGAGAAAGUGCCAUCAAAGCGGAAGCUUGGCGUGGUGAUCGGAGUCCUGGUGGCGGUGCUCGUCCUCGCCGCGGUCGCCGCCUUCCUCAUCUGGCUCUUUGUCUUUAAAGAUGCUGACUCGUCGACCCUCAGCUCUCAGCUGCGUCCCGCCGUACAUGUGUUCAGCGGACAUAUGAAGCUGGCGGACGUGCCGUAUGACGAGAAGCUGGAGGACACCAGGAGCCGGCAGUUCAGCAGCCUGGCUGACAAGCUACAAGGGGUCCUGGACCAAAACUACAAGCUGGAUUCAUUGUUGGAAAAAUACUACACCAAGUCUGUUGUCACUGCGUUCAGCGAGGGCGUCAUCGCCUAUUUCUGGUCCCAGUUCGACAUUCCCAUCUCGGAUCUUGAGCUGGCGCCGGAGAUCUCAGAGGAGCGUGUGUUGGAGAAUCUCGAGAUGAUCGCUCAGCAGCAGAGGAGCACGACGAACACCGGGAAUGUCAAGAUUGUUGAAAUCACGGCCGCAGACACAGAUCCUCGCAUGGCAAGAAACCCCAGAGCCAAGGAGUGCGUCUAUCGCCUGGAGGCAGACGCCACCCCAGCUCACUUUUCAUCUCCAGGCUACCCGAAGGGCUACCCCUCAGAGUCCCGCUGUCAGUGGCAAAUCAGAACCUCAGAAGACAAGGCCAUCUCCCUCACUUUCCCUUUCUUCCACAUUGAGGACGACUGCUCCGAUGACUUUGUCUCCAUCUACGACUCUUUGAGUCCAGAUGAUUCUCAAGCCAUCACUGUGAAGUGUGGUCAGAGGCCGCCCACCAACCCUCUUCAGGUGGUGUCGUCUGGAAACAUCAUGCUCGUCAACAUGAUCUCGGACGGCGAGGAGCAUCUUCCUGGAUUCACCGCCGAGUACAAAUCCCUCCCAAAAUCUCUAGUUCAGAAGUGCGGCGGCGUCCUGUCUGAUCCGAAAGGAGUCUUCACCUCCCCCCUCUACCCUGUCUUCUACCCUCCUGCCAUCGACUGCAAGUGGACCAUUAAGGUGCCUGCUGGGAAAAAAGUGCAGGUGAAGUUUAACAUGUUCCGGAUGAAGGAGCCCGACGUGGACACUCGCGUCUGUCACAAAGAUUAUCUGGAGGCUAUGGGCACAAAGUACUGUGGAGAGCUGAUGUCUUUGGCUUUCACCAGCGACACCAAUAUCCUAAAUGUACUUUUCCACUCUGAUGAGUCGUACACCGACAAGGGCUUCAGCGCCGAGUACAGCACCUACGAUCCCCAAAACCCUUGCCCGAACAAGUUUGCCUGCGCAUCAGGAAUCUGCAUCGACAAAGCGCUGCAGUGUGACGGCUGGAACGACUGUGGAGAUAUGAGCGACGAGAUGAAGUGCAAGUGCGCAAAGGACCAGUUCUCCUGCUCCAACGGCCUGUGCAAACCCAAACUCUGGGAGUGCGAUCGCGUGAACGACUGCGGAGACAACAGCGAUGAGAAACAGUGCAGUUGCGAUGAGAACGAGUGGCGCUGUGGGAACGGAGAGUGUUUGCCUCAGGAAGUCAAGUGCGACUCCAAGACCGACUGCGAGGAUGGAAGUGACGAGGCGUCUUGUGAAACCUCGCCCGGCAUCUGCUCGGACUUCAGCUUCAAGUGCAGAAAUGGCGAUUGUGUCAACAAGGUGAACGCCGAGUGCGACCGCGUCGACGACUGCUCCGACCGCUCCGACGAAGACACCUGCACCUGCGGAACCAGGCCGUACAAGCUGAACCGCAUCGUCGGCGGUCAGAACGCGGAGCUGGGCGAGUGGCCGUGGCAGGUCAGCCUCCACUUCCGCACCAGCGGGCACGUCUGCGGCGCCUCCAUCCUGUCGCCCAAGUGGCUCCUGUCUGCCGCUCACUGCUUCGUCAACCCCGACCAAGCGUACCACCUUCCGUCCAACUGGCAGACGUACAGCGGCAUGCAGGACCAGUACAAGCAGGACAACGUGCAGCGGCGCGCAGUCAAGAAGAUCAUCAGCCAUCCCGAUUACAACACCAUGACCUACGACUACGACAUCGCCCUGCUGGAGCUCAGCGAGCCGCUGGAGUUCACCAACACCAUCCAGCCCAUCUGCCUACCCGCCGCCUCCCACGUCUUCCCUGCAGGCAUGUCCUGCUGGGUCACGGGUUGGGGCGUGCUGCGCGAAGGAGGUCGCAAGGCUCAAGUGCUGCAGAAGGCCUCGGUGAAGAUCAUCAACGACUCGGUGUGUAACGUGGUCACGGAGGGUCAGGUCACCUCCAGGAUGCUCUGCAGUGGAUUCUUGGCGGGAGGAGUCGACGCGUGUCAGGGAGACUCGGGCGGCCCGCUGGCCUGCUUUGAGGAGAGUGGCAAGUGGUUCCAGGCCGGGAUCGUCAGCUGGGGCGAGGGCUGCGCGCGGCGGAACAAGCCCGGCAUCUACACUCGCGUCACCAAGCUCACCAAGUGGAUCAAAGAGCAGACGGGGAUCUGAUGGGGGCGACAACGUCGGCAGGUCGUGUCGGGCUACGCUGCGGAGAUGAGUCGCUCCAGGAUCAGCAGGAGUAGCACCAAGUGAGACCUGGACACAAGCCUUUCCACACUUGCACUAACUGCACACUGAAUUACUUGUGUUGUUGAGUGAAGAAAAAGAACCAAUUCAAACUUGAUUUUAAUCGAAAAGUGAGAUGUUUUUUUAGCCUUGGCGCCGCGGUUUUCUCCUCACACCUCACGAUUGACUUUUGUGAAAUCCGAGCUUCAGACGCUUCAAUUGUCCGACCUCUCGCAGCAGAUCUGCAUCACACACAGGCCAAUGAGGAAACUGAAGCGAAUCCAUCAGAAAGCGCUCGACUGCUCCUGGAGUGAUGUCAGCGCACGCGAACCUAACAACACGAACAAGGUCAUUCAGUGAUGCUGAGGCUAAUGAUGGACGGGAGGGUUGGGGUGUUUUAAACUGUGUUUUUUUUAAUGGCUUUUUUUGGCCACGACAAAGUGCCUUUUCAGUCAUCAAUGAAUUGACCCUUUGGGGUCCAUUUCCAUUUAGUCAGAACCAAAGACAGGCAGGUGUGUUCCCUGUGAUUGUGCCAAAAUUGGACUUGGAUUCAGGAGUUUAUCACGCUGAAGUUUGGCGUCUCCAUCCAUAGUAUUGACCGAAAUUGUAUUAUCGAUAUCUUGCACAUGAGUUAGCGACCCACUGUUAGCAGAUUGUGUUCACCCCAUGUGUCACUCUUAAAUGAAGCUCUAAGUUAUUUUACCCUUCACACUCCACCGGUGGCCUUUUAUCCAGUUAGAUUGUAUAAGUGCUUUAAAGGAGAGGGUUGUGGGUUCAAAUCUCGCUCCGGAUACGCGACCAAGCUAACCUUCACUUGCAGAGUGACGUUACUUUCCUGUUCAGUUGUGGCGUGUUGAUGUUUUUGUACCCUUUUUUUAAAGUGUUUUAUAUGAAAUAUCUGUGGUCAUUAAAAGCUUUUAUCUCUUC